CCGCCCUUUGAAUCCUCCUUCAAUCCUCCUGUACCGCGACGACUCUUCGUCUUCGAGAUGACGCCUAGAAAGCUCCCAAGCUAUGAGCCGAAUCAGCCUUUUUGGGUGGCAGAGGAUACCCUGGUCUGUCGCGCCGCGCCAGAACUAGACUCCCCAGAAUCGGCGCCACCAGUCGGAAAGAACCGGAUUGUUUACUUUAUGAUGAGGCAGAUGGCGUCACGCAUAACUAAGUAAUGCGCAUCUUUGGCGACGAUUGGUAACUCGUUGUUCAACCGCACACUUUGUCACUUAUAAUAAGUCUCCAAUGUCGCUCCAGCCGUCGCACCUAGCGUCCACUACAACGUAAGACUAAGGCAAAAAAAAGCAUCUGUUGAGAGUCGAGUGAAACCGAAAUGCAUAAAUGCCACCUACCUACCUGGGUGACUUUUUAAGCAUUUUGGUGACCCGCCAGUCGCCCUUUGGAAACUGAUUGGGGUCUAGAGUGUUCACAACUUCUGUCAUGUGUGAGUCGAGAGGCGCGGACUUGUUUACGGACAAAAAGAAAGAGGACGGAAGAAUAGAAAAAUUUCAGAUCUUACGCGCAGCUUGAUUUAAAAGGGGGAGAGCGUCCCAUCGCUCUCCCUCGCCGAUCCUUUUAUCUCCCGCCCGCUCUUAGCAGAGAAGUGGCUAGCAGGCAUAAGGCAGCCCCUUUGGUAGGAGUAAUCCCUCCGGUUUCUGUUUUUCUUUUUGGGUAUUUUAUGGCGAUUGCGGAAGCGGGAUCCGGUUGAGGAUUGCUCACGCCGCGAAGGAGGGAGCGCGAGGCAGUGAAGAUAAGAAAAACUAGGUUAGUGCUCCCUCAACAACGAAAAACAUGUUGUACUUAGGGCCUUACGCCAGUAGGCAUUUACUUCUAGUUGUUCACUUGUCAGUUGAUUGCGCAUUAGUCAAGAGUUAGCAGGGUUGGCAUCCCCUGCGCUCGUGCCUUGUAGGUAGGCGUAUAAGAGUGGGACGGUUGGCAGCCGGUGGAGGUUUAUAUAAAACUCUUAAUCCGCCUCCUUUACUCCUAGGGUUCAUCUUUUUAGAAUCGGCAGGUUCGUAGGCAAUUAGUGCGCUGUAUUAUAAGGAGGUAACCGGACUCCACCUGCCGUCGGUUUGCGAACCGGAUAAAGCUGAGGCCGCUCAUUUAGUAGCCCCGGGAUACAAAAAAAAAAAGUCCAGGCUGAAGCGAGAAGCCCUUGAAUCUUGAAGUCUCCAGGCGAUUUAGACUCGGUUUUGAACAAUUUUUUCUAAUUGCUACACCGGUCUCCCACUCGUUGAGCUAGAAAAUGGCAUUGUGCGGAUGGCUAUUACAAAGACCGACGAUCGCCUACACGAAAAGUUGUCGCAUAAACAGCGACAAAAGAUGGUGCACUGGGUUACACUGGACGCGUCACGAGUCAAUCCACGGAAAAAGAACAUGCUGGUCAUCGAGGGCGACGAGCUCACUUUUUUCAAAGUGUUCCUCUUGAAUCGCUAUGGUACUGGCACCGAGGACCGUCGAUCAAGAAAGCGAGGUGGAGAAGACGUUAUGAUUGACAAGAAACAGUAUUAGAUUUACAAAAAUAGAAGUUCGCUACAAGACGAUGGUUUUUCUGUCUACUUAUCGAACUUGAAGUUGUACUGCAAUCAAGUUUGUUGACGUUAUUUCUUCGGUCUAGAAGAUGUUGACGUUAUGUGGUAUAUUAAGUUUUCGGACGAGUCACUCUCAUAUCUCACGGCGGCGGCAGCGGUACGAGUUCUUCCAACGAGGAUGGGAACACCAGUGGGGGUGGGUCACCGCGCAACACUUUCUUGACGCAGGGAACGACAGAGACUGACGACGUGGAUAUCUCGCAGGUGAUUAGUUUAGAUACGUGGUAUCGUUUUUACCGCGAUUUGGACAGGAAUGGUAACAACCUAGUGUCCAUGAUCGAGUUUGAGGCGGGGCUUCUGUCGAUGAAGUACCCUGACGAAAGCACAGAUGCCGGAAGCCAAAGACGAAGGAAAAAACUGCUACAGUUGCUGGACAAAGACCGAUCAGGGGAGCUGUCUUUUGAAGAGUUUGGAGCAAUAUUAGGCUUCUCAAGCGACGAGAUACGCAAGACCAAGGAAGUUAUGUCCACCUAGACUUCUUGGUUGCUUCUCGUAGUAGCUAGUAGUAGGAUCGAGGUUGAGCAAUGUCGUAGUUUUUCGCAGCACAGAGCAGUACUUAUAAUGUCUAAAAAGAUGUCUCUCUUGUAGCGAAUGUCACUCCAUCAUGACCAGCGAUGUUGUUCAACUAUCUUCUCUGAUCCACCUUCUCACUAGCUCAUCUACCUACUACAAAAAUCCCAAAAAUCCUUCUGAUCCUGAUACUUUUCUAAAGAACACAUGAUUCUAGAGGAGAUCCGGCGGAAAAAGAGUGGCGCAGCUGGUUUUGGAGCUCGUUACUCGGCUGCAGAGGAGUAUGAUUUGCACGCGCGAAUGGAGGAAUACGGUCGGCGCUCCAGGUCAACAUUGCCUAGUCAGCGUCAUGCUGCUCGAGUGUAUGGGAAUCGCAGCGUGCAAAAGGCCCAUGAUAGAUUUACGGGAGAUGAUUCUCCAUUUUCAAUAUUAAGGUUCUACUUGAUGUGAGGAAGAAUGAAUGUAAGAAAAUAACAUGCUGGUGUAAUCCCAUCUAUCAUCUCUAAUAAGCUGUCUUUUGGCGGAGGCAAUGCGGCGUUACUGGCUCUCGGUGGCCCAGAGUCCGCUGAGAGCGCCUCUCCGGUAAAACGUGCGCGUGCCGCAAUGCGCGAAAGCGAGUCAUCUAGAGUUAAGGCUUCAAGAAAUCCAUCUUUUUAGCCAGCAUCUUGGGCCCGUGUUUUAAGGGAAAAAUCUGGUACCAGGAUGCUGCCCCAGAUGGAUUUUUCCGAUCUCUAAUAGAGUUACAUCGAGUGAAGGAGCACCGGGAUCGUCGUCAGCCGGCAACUCUCUAGAGCACGGAAACAAAACCGAGCGACUACCAAUACUGCCGAUGAUUAAGGGUUGGAAGGUGACCUCUCAUGCUCAUCUAUGAGCAGCAUAAAUCUAUGAACAAGAUUUUCCUUUCCAGCAGAAAAGUCUAAAAGUCAUAGAUUUAGAUAUGCUGGAUACUAGACAGGUCAAAUUAAGAGUACAACCCCUAAGAUGGUGGAAGCGCAAGAUGCUGGCGGGGGCGCCGCAGCUUCGAGGUCUGCGUCGCGGGAGCAAGAAGCGGCUGCGGCGAACAGUAUCAGUGUGAAGCAACAACAAUCAUCGCAACAAUCACCUGGCGCAGCAGGUGAAGAUCUACAACUCAGGGGUGGGUCCGCGCCGAACAAGAUGAAAACAGGCUCAGGCGCAAACGGUGCAAGCUUAGAUCAGCUGAAUACCACACUGGGGACGACGCUGCCAGCCACCAACUCGACGAACUUCGGAUCCCAGUCUCUUCAGCUAGAAAAUACUAUUGCACCACACGGAAGCAGCAUCUUGCCUGCAGAGGGCAGGGAAUCCAAAUCCUUGGUGAUGCAAGAGGAGUUGCAGCUUGUGCCGUCCACAGCGCCAGCCAUGCUGAAACGCGGUGAGCGGUCCUCGUCCUCGACGUCGAACCAAGAGAACAACAGGAGACACGCUCCUCAUCGAUCAGGAUCAUCGCCAUCAGCAGCCCUAUCGUUCACAUUUCCGAACACCGACAUAAACACGCGCUACAUCUCUAGUGCCGGUUUUGAGCGCGGAUCGCACAGAAUCCUACAUCCUAAACGUUGGACAUCGCGAUACGGUGUUAACGACCCUAAAACGCCGCCGCCGUUUCGAGAUUACUUUUCUUAUGUCAAGAAGUAGAAUUCGUAUGUCAAGAAGUCUCUACUCGGGUCGCUACGGAACCAGGCAGCUUCGAGUGAGUUGCUACGUGGUUCGAAUGAAUGAAUGAACAGCAAAUCCUUUUUCCACCGCAGUACAUCUUUUAUUCCGGUUCAGAGCAUGAAAGCGUGGUGAGAUCCACGAACGAUUAAAGCAGGGAUUUUAUUUAUUUAACUUUCCUAUCACUUCACCUUUUCAGGUCAAGACUCUCCUAUUCCACACAACUCCAACUCCUACCUUCCAAGAUUUUUAUUACUUUGACUGCAUUAUACACAUUCUCCACCCAUUUAGGAACUUCAAUCAAAAUCAACACCACAAAUAGGGAAAACAAAAAAAUGUCCUCACGCUGCGCCCGUCUCUGUCCUGUAAUAAGGAAUCUGUUCAUCUCAUGCAAAUGAGAUUCUUGACUAUCUAAGGAUCAAAAGCUUAUUUAACGAACGCAGUCUUUCUUUUCUAGAAACAAUCAAUGAUUAAAGACGAGUCUUUCUUUUUCUAGUUAGGUCUGCUCCACCCACUUUAUUGAAGACCAGAAAAGCCUUCCCUCUUACAGCAUGUUUAUACGAAUCUUCCUUAGGUGCACGCAGGUACUCCCUCAGUUUCUCACCCCUUUCAUCUCUUUUCCGGUUACGGCUUGUUUUCUUCGGAACCAGAGAUUUUGGAGCAGGAGGCACGGUUACCACCGGGUGUUGGCACCGAUAGUUACGCCACUAGUCGCAGUGACCCGCCCGAAGGCGUGGAAGAAAAUAUCAAGUUGCGUUACCUAGAAAGCCGCAACAAAAUUUAAGGCUUCAAGAAAUCCAUCUUCCAGAACAUCCCGGAGGGUUAGUUUCCAAAGUGGAAAGAAGCACCCCCAUGAUGAUGUUCGACAUGAAGAUGAACUAUUCCUUCGGGAAGCUCGAAAAAAUCAGUAUGGGAGAGGAGCUAGUGCUUUUUCGACAGUACUUACAUGACAAGUAUGGAGCGAUAACCUUUGCGGACAUGGAGAAGAUCUUUCGGAUGAUGGACACUAAUGCGAGCGGUAUUAUUAUAAGUACCAUCAACAGUUGGAUAAUCAAUUACAAGAUCAGUUGAGGUAGUUGUUUGGUGGAGGUGUUUGGAGGUCGUCUGGAUCUGAACUCAACAUUCUUGUGAAGUCUCUAUCUGUAUCUUGUUCUUUCUUAUAAGCUAACUUCUGCUCGUCCCAUCAGAUCGGCUUGGUGUGUCCGCGUUUACGUCUGCGCUGCAAGCGACUCUGAGGUACCCCGAAGAUGGUGCUGGUACGCAAAGAGCCAUGCGACGACGCGUCAACCUGUUUCUCAUCAUGGAUUUGGAUGGCUUGGGGAGUUUAGACAGGUAAGUAUAUCAUUGCGAGACAGGUAAGCAUAUUCAUCACCAUCUACUUCACGUAGACGAGUAUUCGUCUUAAAUAAAACAACCAGUUAAGUAGUUUUUACCUCUAGUAAAACUUAGAUUUAUCCCAUGCAGCAACACGUCUGAAAUCUCCAAAUCCAAAUCCAAAUAGACGCAUCUACUAUUUAUCCCACGCAGCAACACUUCACAUACACAUACCGAGUAUGUCCGAAUCCACAGGUAUGAGUUCUGUCGAGGUCUGACGAAGCAGUUGGAUGCCCAAGUAAACAUGGGGGAGAAGUAUCAGCGCAGGUUACAGCGUUGGGGCGGAGCGUUUUCAAAGUGGGUCCUCCUUGCGAAGGGAGCAAGGGUUAAGGCGUGGUAUAGGCCUAUAUAUAAGGCGUAUUGCCCUAUAAUGAAUCGUGAACCACAUGAUUAUAGUACUAAUGUUCAUUUAUAAUGAAUCGUGAUGAACCACAUAAUUAUUAUUGCCCUAUAUAUGAUGAAUCGUGAUGAACCACAUAAUUAGAUACUGUUACUGCUAACAUAUUACUGGUUGUUCCUUAAAUACUAAUGUUCAUUAUCAUUUAGAUAAUGAUAAUACCGUGGUAGAGAUCACGAUCAGAAAUUCCUUUUUUUUCAUUCCUUCUUUCCUAUACAGUUUUCCCUUUUUCCUUUAUCGUUUGCUUUUAUCCCAGUCCCAUACGGGGGAAAAACAGAUCCAGGAAGUUGAAUCCCACAAAAUCACCAGAACUGUGGGAGUAGAUUUAAAUGCGAGGUUUCUGCGAGGAAGUUCUAAAAAGACAUUGCGAAAAAAACCAGCAGAGAGAUGGCAUUCAAGCGAGAAGGAGCUGCGCCACUCAUUCAGACCACAGAUGACGCAAUCCAGUGAAUCCGCAAACAGCUCGAAUACUUAGGUCGCAGGCUCUUUGAAUUGAAUACUUAAAUGUUUUCAUAGUUAGGAAGAUGAAGGCUUUCUAGCCUAGUUGAGCAGUCACUGACAUUUCUAGUCUAGGUGAAUCCCCAGAGGGGCUCCCAUCAUCAUCUUUUUGCAGCUCUGCGAAGAUCUCAUGAACAUUCUGGUUUUGUAGACGCAAGCCCAACCCCCCUCUAGUUCUAACCCCUGCAGCUUGCUACGACUGGCGGAGAAGCGACCCAGCAGAUGAUAGGCAUAUCGCAUCACACCAAGCUGCCCUCAAUGCGCCAGCUGAGUACCAAUCGUGCGAGUCUGGAGAUCCUCCAAAGAAGGGCACGCUUCCGCGCAGUGACAGCCUUUCAGCCAAGGCCGUUUACUUAAGGCGAGUUACCAUAUUGGUCACAUUCUCCAGUAAGAUCCUCAUUAGCAGUAGAAAAGUAGAAAGGUAGAAAGUCUCGUAGUAGAAAUAAAUUGGCCUGCAAGAAGGAUGCUCAUCUGAUUCUGAACAAGAUGAAUGUACCUAGUAGUGUCGCUGCAACUGCUCCCUCUAAGUUACCAUCGGGACGUCGAAUUUAGGCACUACGUUUGGGCCUCCAAGACCAGAAACGAGUCCAGACAUGACAGUGGAAAUGUACACGAUACCCCGAAUAGGCGAAGACGGAGGAACCAGUGGCACGACAAAGGGAAUGUCAGCGGCGACGUUCCUCGCGGAUGAGCACAACCUUUUGCCGACGAACACAGAGGAUGAUGAUCAGGUACUUUUUAGGUCACUUUUUUUUUUGUCCUCGCCAAUGAUGUGAGAGGUGAAUUUGAGCCUGUGAGUCGGCAGCAUCCUUUACUACGUUUACAGAUUCUGAAAACUUAUACUUCUUCCAAUUAGUUGUACUAGAGAUUUAGAGCAAAACGCUCAUACUCACACCCCACACAGGUCUCAGACGUGUUGAAGAACCUUCAGAGACGAUUCCUCGAGGCAGAGAACAUCAAGCAGGCUAGGAAAGAUAGGGCGUUAGCGGAGACUGUGGAUUUCGCUCAGACGUUCCACAAACCUUUCACUUCCUCGGUUUGCCACAUGUCGCCGGUCUGUAACUACGGGUCUAAAAUUGAAGUCUAGACGAGACUUUCUUUGUGACCUAAGAAGACAGAGUCUUUCGUAUUCACUGGCAGAAGUCUGCACUGAACUUCGUGCGAGAUAAAUUGCAUUGUAUUGGGCAUUGCAGACAUAAUAAUGUACCAGGGUGUAAGUGAGUACUUUGUAGUAAUCAGCGUAGUACUAUGUUGCACACACCCACACAACUAUCCUCUCUUACUCGUAUUUCAUUCUAUCCAUCGUAUUUCAUUCCGUCUAUAUUCAACCGUGUAAAACGAUACCUGCAUCUUCUCGUACUGUGAUGCACACACACACAAAUUUCCGUCAUUCAACCCACAACAUGCUUUAAAUUUGCAUCGACGUCCCGACAUCCAUGUUUGCGAUUGGCUCCCAUUCAUGCCUCGUAUAAUGUUGUGCAUCAAGAAUCAUGUUAAACCUGAAAUUUACCCCAUUCUUUCGUAAAAGUGUAAAGUUACCUCCUCCGUUCUUUCAGAUAUCAAGCACAGUAGUUAACCUGCAAGACUUCAUGGAAGCGACUACACUGGUUGCUCUCACACUUGAUACUAUGUUGAAAAACCGGGAGGACUCAAAGACAGGAGAGAUAUCGUACGCGACACAAGAGAGGCGAUAAUGG
This is a messenger RNA of Amoebophrya sp. A25, 7797 nucleotides long. The record is from the annotation of a GenBank genome assembly. NCBI's taxonomy places the organism in Eukaryota, Dinophyceae, Syndiniales, Amoebophryaceae.